Vespula pensylvanica (western yellowjacket) is the source of this 2186-nucleotide messenger RNA. It is a transcript of the gene Hydr2, whose product is annotated as abhydrolase domain-containing protein 2. The transcript is spliced from 7 exons. The coding region runs from base 804 to 2006 and encodes 400 amino acids. The record is from RefSeq and is a predicted model, not a curated record. Gene Ontology annotation, cellular component: sperm plasma membrane; sperm flagellum. NCBI's taxonomy places the organism in Eukaryota, Metazoa, Arthropoda, Insecta, Hymenoptera, Vespidae. Gene Ontology annotation, molecular function: acetylesterase activity; monoacylglycerol lipase activity. Gene Ontology annotation, biological process: medium-chain fatty acid catabolic process; steroid hormone receptor signaling pathway; medium-chain fatty acid biosynthetic process.
AGAAGCGCGCGUCGCUAAAUGUCGGUAAAAUAAACCCGGCAUAUCGGUGGAAAGAGGAUAUCGCGUGUUGUGCAUACGUCGUUCUCUUUUGUUCAUUUUAAGAGUGAGAAGGAAGGAAGAAAAAAAGGAAAGAAAGAAAAAAAGAAGGAAGGAAGGAAGGAAGGAAGGAAGGAAGGAAGGAAGAAAGGAAAGAAAGAAAGGAAAGGAAAGAAAAGGAAGGAAAGAAAAGGAAAGGAAAGGAAAGGAAAGGAAGGAAAGAAAGAAAGAAAGGAAAGGAAAGGAAAGGAAAAGAAGAAAGAACAGAAAAAAGAAAAAAGAACGUUUGCUGGACGGUAGAGCGGAUUCUUCGUAGAAAGCCAAGAAAAUAUUCUUGCAUUCUCGUGUCAGUUUAAAUGAACGAGUCGAAUCGAUCGAUUCAACAAGAGAGUACCGCGCCCCGUGAGAGACAUACAUCUGUCCUUCAUCAUCUUUCUCUCUCUCUUUCUCUUUUUUAACCUUCCCCUCUUCUCUCUCUCUCUCUCCCUCUCUCUCUCUCUCUCGUUCUCUCUCCUCUUUCACACACAUGCACACACAUAUAUAAAUCCCAUCCAAAGCUACCAGUCAGAUCCUAGCCUUUAAAAAGCUUCGGUCGUGUCGUCGUCCGGCUCACCGGCGUCGAUCGCUUUAUUUUUUUGCUCCUCUUUUCCAUUUUUUUUCUCUUUUUAUUUCUUUCAUUCAACAACGAGGCUAAACGAAAAGGUUUCUAAAAGAAGAGAAAAUCAGCACGUUCGAUCGUGAUAAGUUUCAUUACAAAUUAUCGAAAAAUGUCGACCGCAUUGCUAGCCGUCUUCGCCGUAAUCCUUUGCAUUCUCUUCAGAUUGCUCAACGUAAACAGUGCGCCUCAAAAGCCACUUCUUAUCUGCCAAGAUCCUAACUUUCUGUCUACUCUUUUGAAAAUCGCACCGGUUAUCACCGAACCAUACAAACCUACAAGACUAUGGGGGUUCAGCGGUCAUGUGCAAACAGUGGUCCACAGUAUCAUUGGUCGUGUACGAUGUCCUUGGCCAAUAGGAGAACGCGUAUACAUCGGUCUAUCCGACGAUACAACUCUCACUUAUGAUCUUUAUCAACCAUUGACUAAUGGCCAUGAAGACGAUAUCACGAUAGCUAUCUGUCCGGGCAUCGGAAACACUUCUGAAAGUGUCUACAUCAGGACAUUCGUUCACCUUGUUCAGUGUCACGGUUAUCGAUGCGCCGUACUUAAUCACGUCGGAGCUCUUUCUAGUGUCAAGGUCACAGCGCCAAGGAUAUUUACUUAUGGUCAUACUGAUGAUUAUCACAUGAUGCUACAAAAUUUGAUCGAACAACAUCCAAACACGAGAAUUGUUUGUAUAGGAUUUAGUUUAGGCGGUAAUUUAGUCACCAAAUAUUUAGGAGAACGUGGCCUGAAUAAAUUAUCUAAUAUUAUAGGCGGUAUAUCCAUUUGUCAAGGUUACAAUGCGCUCGAAGGUACAAAGUUCUUAUUAAACUGGCAAAACUUCAGGCGCUUUUAUCUCUAUGUAAUGACAGAAUCCGUUAAAAAUAUAAUACUGAAACACAAACAUGUACUCCUUUCGGAAGAAGUAAAACAAAGAUAUUCGCUUAACGAGCGAGACAUUAUUUCUGCUGCUACGUUACCCGAACUCGAUGAAGCCUAUACGAGAAGGGUACAUCAAUUUAGGUCCGUGCAAGAAAUGUACAAAUGGUCCAGUUCCAUAAACUAUCUUGACAACAUCUAUACACCAAUGGUGUUUAUUAAUUCUGUAGAUGAUCCUAUUGUACCGGAUUCUUUAUUAAAGCCUAUAAAAGAAUAUGCUGCAACUCAUCCAAACACCUUGUACGUUGAAUUAUCACACGGAGGUCAUUUAGGUUUCUACGAAGGUGGUCUUCUUUAUCCAAAUCCCAUAACAUGGCUGGAUCGUACUUUAGUUUCACUCGUAGGAUCACUCACGUUAGCACACGCGGAUAAGGCUUUGAAAACCUCUUAACGACAUUAUAUUUCUACAUAUAUAUUAAUAAUAAUAAUAAUAAUAAUAAUAGUAAUAAUAAUAAUAAUAAUAAUAAUAAUAAUAGUAAUAAUAAUUUCUUCGCGCGCGCGAGUAUACUGUACGACGUCAGUUUGUGCAUUUACGAUCUUAUUAUAAUAACAGUCUUGUUACACGAUUGUA